GGGGUUCCCGGCACACUCCUGGCCACUUCUCUGGAGAAACAGUCGCGAGGGGCGGGCAGCUAUGCCCUCAGCUUGAGGAGGCCUGCGAACCGGCAUCCCCGUCCACGGGAGGAUGGAGAAGGACCCCAUGGUCGCACACAGGAAGCAUCGGCCCGGCGCUGGGGCCCUGCCCUCAGGAGUGGCCCCCGGACACAGGGUGGCCGGCGAGGUGGCUGAGCUGCAGAGGAGCCGGAGCGUGGGCGGCCUGCACCAUAAAGGGGACCCACCAAGCCACGGCCAGCUGCUCAGGGAGCUGGAGCCUGAAGACCAGGGGAGAGACCCGAGGAGCUGCGCGGACGAUGCCAGUGGUCAGGUACACCCGGAGGACAAGGAGCAGAGCCCCGACAGCCUCGGCAAGGUGGAUGGUGAGAGCAGGGACCCGGAGCCCAGCUUGGAGAAGAGCGAGGUGCCUGCCCUGGGAGGCUCCCGCACAGACAGACGCGCCCCGGAGGCCGAGGAGCAGGAGCGUGAGUCCAUGGUGCUCAGCGACCUUCUGGAAAAGGAGACGCCAUCUAUGUUUGUGGAAAUCGAUCUGGAAGACCACACCGAGGAGGUAAAGGAGACAAAAUGCACAGACGGAAAGUCCAGCCACAACUGGGUGGCCACUUGUGCCAUGAAAGGAGAGGGACAGUCCCAGAUGGACACAGGAGACCUGUCAGAGGACGAGACCAGGACCAGCUGGGUGUGCUGCAUCCCGUACACGAGCAAGCGGAAGGCCAAGGAGGGCGCCUAGCCCAAGCGGAGUCACAAGCAGCAAGACCUCUGUCCCAGAAAGUGGCCGCGGUGACGCUUCAUUGCUGUUGGAGAAUUUUUACCUGCAGCAAAUUCCUCAGUAAAGGACAGGCUGGGA
This is a messenger RNA of Tupaia belangeri chinensis (Chinese tree shrew), 889 nucleotides long. It is a transcript of the gene CUNH13orf46, whose product is annotated as chromosome unknown C13orf46 homolog. Bases 113 to 772 code for a protein of 219 amino acids. The transcript has 8 exons. The record is from RefSeq and is a predicted model, not a curated record. Lineage: Eukaryota; Metazoa; Chordata; Mammalia; Scandentia; Tupaiidae.